Sipha flava (yellow sugarcane aphid) is the source of this 3184-nucleotide messenger RNA. It is a transcript of the gene Kap3, whose product is annotated as kinesin-associated protein 3. NCBI's taxonomy places the organism in Eukaryota, Metazoa, Arthropoda, Insecta, Hemiptera, Aphididae. The transcript is spliced from 15 exons. The coding region runs from base 976 to 3099 and encodes 707 amino acids. Gene Ontology annotation, molecular function: kinesin binding. Gene Ontology annotation, cellular component: ciliary transition zone; axoneme; kinesin II complex. The record is from RefSeq and is a predicted model, not a curated record. Gene Ontology annotation, biological process: cilium organization; microtubule-based movement.
CUAGAGAUAGAGGGGUACUUCACUCUGUUGAGCCGUCCUUCCCUCUACCCUAUCCACAUCGUUUAUUGAAAAAACAAACAUAAUAUCAUAUAGUAUACAUUUACAAUUGAACAUCAUACUGAAGGGCUCUGUCCCUUCUAAUUUCACCUUCGGUGUAAUUGAGUGCCUUCACAAACGGACCCUUGAAAUGGACAAAGGAGACAAAAGUCUACUGGAAACGGUCGACUAAGAAACGAAAAAGCCUCCGCGGAAUUUAAAAAGUUUUCCGACCAAUCACAGCCCAGGGAAUUAUUUAGAUGUGUUCAUCGCUGGUUUUUCUAAAUCAAACUUCAUAUUCUGUGAUACGAUGAAAUUGAUAAUAGGAUUUAUGUUUUAUCUGCACUUGCACCGGCUUGCACCAGUACGAUUAUCAGUGAACUGUUAGAGUGCGGUGAGACGUUGGUGUAGCAAUGCAAAGAGGCGGAAAACUCUAUAACUGUUGAUAACUUCUCAUCAAUGAUAACGAUAUCACGUUAUCACGAUAUCAGCGUUCGCUGCGUCAUCGACUCUUUUCCUCAAGUUUUUCCUCAUUUCGCUCAAUAUUUUCACGGCCGUAGUCCAGAUCGAAUUGGGAGUAUCCAUCGCAUAUUCGUAUCAGCAGUCCGAACGUCCUAACGUCUGGAAUAUUAAUUUUCGUCCCGCCUCGUCCGGCAUCUGUUCAACGACGACGUCAAUUGAACAAACGAGAUAUUAACUUUAUACGAUUUUAAACUAUCCUUGAAAAAAUUAGGUUAAAUCACUCUCCCAUUGUCGUAUUUCAUUGAUGAUUCUCGUGCCGAUUGCUAAACACGUUCUUACAGUGUUUUUCUGUUCUACCGUUUUGUGUUGGCGUUAUUCAUUCUACGGGUGAUUCAUUCGUUGAUCGUUCACAUUUGUUUUAAUCAACUGAGCUUGAAUUCUGUUUGAUUGUUUGAUUGCUAUCGUCGAUCAAUCACAAUGAUUUCAGAAGGGACACAUUAUAUAAAAAGAAGAGUCAGAUCAGGAGCUGUAGAUGCUCAUCCUACGGAAACUGCUAUUGUGGUUAAUUAUGAACUUGACGCAUUUGUACUUGGUGAAAAUGGAGAACCUGUAAUAGGUGAUCAUAAGGAAUGUCAAAAAGUAAUACAUUUAAAAAGUUUGAACAGUAAUACAGAUUGUAGAGCAUUAGCAAAAGAAGUAAUACAUAAAUGUAAUCUUAUACAUGAAACCAAAUUAUAUGAUGUAGAACAUUUAAUUUAUUAUUUACAAACCCGUUCUAUUGCAAAUAACAAAACUAAAGAAGACAAAACUCAAUUAGGAUUGGAAACUAGUCCAUCUAGUAUAUAUCAUAUUUGUGGUUUAAUGCCUGAUGAUAAAGCCAGUUUGGCUAAAAUUGAUGAAUACAUUGAAAUGUUAUAUGAUGAUAUGCCAAAAAAAGUACGUGGUUCUGGAUUUAUACUUAAAGUAACCUGCGAUAAAGAUAAUCUAGAAGAGCUAUCAUCUUCAGAGCCUACCAUGAGUGCGUUAGCAAGAGUUCUCAGAGAAGAGUAUCGCAAAAGUUUUGAAUUGAGCUCAAAUAUAAUAAAUAUAUUUCUUUGUUUUUCUGCUUACAAAAUAUUUCAUAAGAUGCUAAUUGACCAUAAAAUUUGCUUGCUCUGUGUAGAAGUUCUUGAAUAUGAAUUAAAUCGUUACGAUAAGCUUAAAAGUCAAAUAGUAUCUGCUCCUCGUGAAUCAAAAACACCAAAAAUACCAACACCUUCAAAAUUACCUGUACCUAGAAGUGCUCCUAUAACAUCAAAAAUAGUUCGUAGUCAAAUACCUGUAAGUGCUAGUACCAAUAGUGACAGCCGCAGACAUUCUGCAUCAAUUGAAAAUAUGAAACAAACUGUAAAAGAUAAAACUCCUAGGAGUUUGGAUACAAAUAAUAUAAAAUCAUUAUUAUCAGCUAGAAGUCCUGAUGAAUUAGCAUUACAUCAACUCAGAAGGAAUUUAUUUAAAUUAGGAAAAAACCAAGAUCAAGCAUUAAAAGGUGCAGUUGAACUUAUUUAUAACAUAACAAUUGAUAAGACUAUGGAAGAAAAAGUUGUCCGAAAAGGCAUUAUAAAAUUGCUAUGUCUUUUAUUAGAUAGAACAAGUACUGAUUUACUUUUAAUAAGUAUAAAAUUAUUAAUUCAACUGUCGGUGUAUAAAGAACAUGUAGAUAAAAUGAAAAAAUAUGCUGUCAUUGAAAAACUACCUAAAAUGUUUAUGAUGAAGAAUCCUAAUUUGGAAAACUAUACUAUAAAAUUGUUGUACAAUUUAUCAUUUGAUAUAACACUUAGUGAUGAAAUUUUAAAAGUUGGAUUGUUACCAAAGAUAACGGAAUUAAUUGGCUCAGAAGAAAAUAGUGAAUUGGUUUGCAGACUAUGUUAUCAUUGUAGCAUGGAUGAUCGAUCUCGAGCAUUGUUUUCACAUACCAAUUGUUUAACAAAGAUUGCAGACUUAUUAUUAGCAUCUAAUCAAUACAAUUUAAUUUUGGCUGCAUUAUGUACAAAUUUGACUUUAAACGAACGAAAUUCACAACUUCUAAUUGCUAAUCGUGGCUUAAAACCUUUUGUGCAAUUAGCCAUCGAUACUUCAGAUUUAAUGUAUUUUAAAAUACUUCACAAUAUGUCUAGUCAUGAGUCUUUAAAACCUAAAUUUGUGGAACUUAUUGGACAUUUUGCUCAUUUAGUUACAAUAAUAAAAGAUAUUGAAUGUAUUAUCGAAUGCGUUGGAAUUAUUGCUAAUGUAAAUAUUCCAGAAGUUGAUUUUAAAGAACUUUUAGAAUCUAAUAAUUUAAUAUCUUGGAUGGUUCAAUUUGUAAAUAAUGCAUGUAAACCCAAUCAAAACGUAACAGAUGCAAGACUAUUAAUAGAAGUUAUAAAACUCUUGGGAACUGUAUCAAAAGAUGAAAAUUGUGGUGAAUUACUUUAUGAACAUGGAACAAUACAACAAGUGAUUAAUUUGUUAAAAAGUCAAAGAGGUGAUGAUGAAUUAGCAAUACAAAUUAUGUACUUACUGUAUCAACUUAUGUGUCAUCCAAUAACAGGGGAUUAUAUAAUACAAAAUACAGGAAUUUGAUGAAACAUGGACUAAAAAAAUAAGAGUAGCCAAAUUUUGCUGGUUUAAUGCCUAUUGGUUAAAUAUGAUGAAAGAUGAAUGUAAU